This is a messenger RNA of Oryzias melastigma (Indian medaka), 2823 nucleotides long. It is a transcript of the gene ube2z, whose product is annotated as ubiquitin-conjugating enzyme E2Z. Gene Ontology annotation, cellular component: nucleus. The coding region runs from base 423 to 1631 and encodes 402 amino acids. Gene Ontology annotation, biological process: negative regulation of apoptotic process. Gene Ontology annotation, molecular function: ubiquitin conjugating enzyme activity; cysteine-type endopeptidase inhibitor activity. The record is from RefSeq and is a predicted model, not a curated record. The transcript is spliced from 7 exons. Lineage: Eukaryota; Metazoa; Chordata; Actinopteri; Beloniformes; Adrianichthyidae.
GCCGGAAGUUGACCGGUGAGGCCAUGACUUGACAAGACAGAAAAUCCCGAAGUUGCGGUCUGUUCCUGGAGUUGAGUCGCUGAAAACGCCGUAAAGUCACCCGGUUGCUUUGGCUGUUUUCUAAACGCGACAACGAGCGGAGCUUUGGCGGAUUCGGUGGCCGAAAGGAGGGGGUCGGUGAAGUCUUUUUGAAGUCUAAAUUGCCCAAGGAGGCCCGGGAAAUGUUGGGUGAAGCUAACGCUGAAUAGCCAUCAUGUCGUGGGAAGAAGCGUCUCGUUCUCCGGCCUCGCCUGUGCUUCGUUCGCCCGCUCUCUGAUCCCACCCGGAAGCGCUGGACUGACUUCGGGCUCGGCUGUCAAUGACGGUGAAGUGCGGCUCUAUAAAUUAGUCGACGGUGACAGAUUGACGGAAGCUUGCUAGCCAUGGCGGACAGCGUCGGGGAAGAGUCCAGCGUCGGUUCGCUCGGCUUAGGCGUUACCGGACAGGGCGGCGGAGCCUCGCCGUUGCCGACUUUGGCCACCUCGCUGCCGGGGGGACUUCUCGCAGCGAGCGUGGGUCACCCCAGCACCUCCUCGGCCUCCUUCCCCCCCGCCGCGGUCGCGCAGAGUGGCCUAACGGCCGUGGUGGCCCCCAUGUCCGCAGUGGCUCCCACCGCCGCCAAUUUCGGGGACACCUUUACCCCCGGCUCCUCGCCACCUGUCGUGGCCGUGUCUCCCAUCGCGCACGCAUCCUCCCCCGUGCCGGGUGUGGGGCUGGGGGUAGCGGGAGGGGGCCUCCUGUCCCAAAUCCACGCCACUUCCUGGGACCCGACUCUGAGCACAGACUGGGACAACGAGAAGGCUUCGCAGCAGUGCAUCCUGAGGAUAAAGAGGGAUAUCAUGUCCAUUUACAAGGAACCUCCUCCUGGCAUGUUUGUGGUUCCUGAUCCUCAAGAUAUGACCAAGAUCCACGCACUGAUCACAGGACCGUUCGAUACACCUUACGAGGGCGGCUUCUUCCUUUUCCUGUUCCGCUGCCCCCCGGACUACCCCAUCCACCCUCCACGGGUGAAGCUCAUCACCACUGGACACAACACUGUUCGCUUUAACCCCAACUUCUACCGCAACGGCAAGGUGUGCCUCAGCAUCCUGGGGACUUGGACCGGUCCAGCUUGGAGUCCGGCUCAGAGCAUCUCAUCUGUCCUCAUAUCCAUUCAGUCUCUGAUGACGGAGAACCCCUACCACAAUGAACCAGGAUUUGAGCAGGAGCGACACCCAGGCGACAGUAAGAACUACAACGAGUGCAUCCGACAUGAAACCAUGAGGGUGGCCGUGUGCGACAUGCUGGAGGGCAAAGUUCCCUGUCCUGACGCUCUUUGGAGCGUGAUGGAGAAAUCCUUCCUGGAGUAUUACGACUUCUACGAGGGCGUCUGCAAAGACAGGCUGCACCUGCAGGGCCAGAACAUGCAGGACCCGUUCGGAGAGAAGCGUGGCCGUUUUGACUACCAGGGGCUGCAGGCUCGGCUCAGCGCCACCCGCAGGCGGAUACGGGAGAAGAACUUGGCAGAAGAUGAGCACAACGACGACGAGUCGGACUCGGACACCAGCUCGUCUGGGACAGACCCCGACAGUCAGGGCAGCUCCCAGCCCUGACCCGGAGGGGCCGGACCCCACCCAGCCGGAGCUUUUCUUCUGUUCUCUUUCUUUUGGGUUGUUUGGAGGAGGUUACCAUGCCAACAGCUCUGAGUCCAGAGGAUUGAUGUUUGGAUAUGCAGAGGCGGGGGCGGGGCCUCUGAAAAAUACAUGUGUAGAUAUGCAUCCUGAUGAAACGUUGAGCAGAUGCUGAAGCCCAGAUGUUUUUCAGGGGGUGAAACCUUUGAGGGGGAGGGAUCAGCUGGGGGGCGGGGCCCUCAGCUCUCUGAGGAACUUCUUCCACUUUAACCCAGACGUGUUGGAGCAGCAGAGGAGGUUCCUCUAAGCCACGCAGACUUUUCUGAUGCUGAGCUGCGUCUCUCUCCACCUCUUUAGACCCGGAGCUCGGCUGCUUCAGAACCGGACCUGUGCAGCUCUGGACCCUGCUGGCAGUGACUCCUGCGUUUGUUUCAGAUGUAGUCGUUCUUAAUGUUUGGAUGCAGCAACAGAGACUGCAUCGUGACCUUCUGCCCUUUGAUCAAACUGACCCGUGUUUGGUGCCGUACAUGUUCUUGUGAGGGAUCUAGAUAACAAACCGUUCAAGUGUGCAAACUAACCCCAUCACCUCCAGUUUUAUUGUUCCGUUUAAGUUCUGCAGGGUUCUGACCCACAGAACUUCAGUCUUCAGUCAGACUGUCGUAGCAUUGAAUGAUGGGAAAAGCGGCAGGGCUUCCCUCAGACUAAAGCCUUCCAUCUGAACGAGCCUCCAUGCAUGUCGCUGAAACGUGGAUCCUGUAAACCCUGCAGACCGUCGGAUCACACAAGAAAAAAAGCCAAACGUGUUGCUGUUGAGGAGGGAAGUGAUGCAGCCGAACUUCAUCCACACCCAAACCGCUUCCUCACCAACCAGCUCUGUAUUCCAUACAUGGAGGUGAAGGUGGAGAAACGCCAACAUUUACAAACUGACCUGAGGAAACUGCCCUUUAUGAAGCUUCUUAGUGCAUCAGAAUGAUGCAGCAAACGUCUCUCCGCACGGAGCAUCCCUUCAUUUCCUUUAUUUUCUUAUAGAAUCGGUGUGAAAAGAAAAAAAGUCGGAUUUCCAAAUGUUGAUGCAACACUUCCUGACAUGGAAGAAGAGUGAGAUGUUAAUUCAGUCCUUCAACCUGAACACAGAUGAUGUAGAGAACUCAAAACAAUAAAGUUGUUCAGUCCA